CUUGAGUUUGGGGGAGAUUUAGCGCUUUAGGUUUGUGUGUAUAGAAAAUGAUAGGUAGCACCUUCAGGGCCAAUAAAAGGGUAGAGAGAACUAUAACCCAAUACCCUCGGUAUUAUAGUGGCCCCUUAGGAGGAAACAUGUGGGGGCGUUUGGGGUAACUAGUUUUCUAGCUAAAAAAACAUUCUGCAUGCCACAGGUAGCGGAAGGCUAUUAAAAAAGUUUGAGAAUUGCAGUUCAACAAGAGCUGAUAGUUGGACAUACUUGAAUUCCUAUAUAUUUCAUCUUGGAGGCAAUUAAUAGUAUAUAAUUCUCGAUCAGCAACAGCCUUUAUCCGCUGCUACAGUGUGCUUUGCUAUAAGCAACUAAGGCUGCCCAUCCAUGAAUAGGGCGACAUGGGUUGGAAAUGUCACUGGUGCAGUGAUUGGGAAUAUACUUGUGCUUUAUAAAGGGCCAUUCGUCGCUCUCUAGUAUAAAGCAAAAGGCAGAUAUUCCUAUAAUGGCAUUAGCAUUCCUGUGCUUAGUGCUGCAUACACUGACUGCUCAGAAAAGUGUAACAUCUGACUCGCUGUAUCGGUAUUUGAUUGAGAUGCCCUGCAGCAGCACUUCCUGCUUGUGAAUUUGGCUCUGCUUCCUACCAUUGCCCAGCAUUGAACUCCACAGGACCGGCAGCAGGUCUGCCUGGUGAAACAGCCUUAGAAUUCCCUGCAGGAUUCUUCCACAAAAUAAUAAACCGCAGGUUGGGCUUAUUUCCAGAAUGUUCCAUUCAGUAUAGUAUGGUGCCCCCAUCAUACUGCUAACUGCCAGUCAGCCAUAAGUACCAACCAGAGGACAGAGCACAGCACUGUUAGCUCACACUAAAGCUGCCAGAAUGGAGAUGGAGGGUUCCCAAGUGAACGAACUGAGGCAAAGAAAACAAGGCAAUCCCUCUGAAAAAGAGGAACCGACAACCAAUGAAAAAAACAAAGAUAAUAAGAAAAAAGAGAGGCUACAAAAAUAUAUUAUUCUGAAGAGGUUUAUAAAACUUUUCGUUGGAUGUAUGGGGGCAGUCAUAAGUGGCAUGAUGUACGCGAUUUAUCUUUCCACCUAUCAUGAGCGCAAGUUCUGGUUUUCCAAUAGGAGGGAUAUUGAACGAGAAAUUACGUUUCAGGGUUCUGGUGCUGUGUAUUAUUCCUUCUACAAAGACAUGCUGAGGGCGCCUUCAUUUGAAAGAGGUGUGAUUGAGCUGGCCUACAACAACCGGACUGUACCUCUGAAGACCAUAAAUGCUGUACAGCAGAUGACUCUGUAUCCAGAGCUGAUAGCCAGUGCCCUGUACCAGAUGUCUGGCAGCCAGGGUGUUGUUGAGCCAGUGUACUUCUACAUCGGGAUCCUGUUUGGCUUGCAAGGAAUUUAUGUGAGCGCAUUGUUCGUGACCAGUUGGAUUAUGAGCGGAACAUGGCUGGCAGGCAUGCUAACUGUAGCCUGGUUCAUCAUUAACAGGACAGAUACCACCAGAAUUGAACACUCCAUUCCCCUCCGAGAAAACUGGGCUUUGCCAUAUUUUGCAUGUCAAGUCGCUGCUCUUACUGGGUUCUUAAAAAAUAACAUCAGUUCAUCGGGAGAGAGACUCUGCUAUUUGUUCAUGAGUGCUUCCACUUAUUCCUUCAUAAUGAUGUGGGAAUACAGCCAUUACCUGCUUUUCCUGCAGGCAUUGGCCCUCUGCCUUCUAGAUGGUCUGUCUCUGGUACCGAAGGAAAAAGUGCAUGAAGUGCACAAGAUGUAUAUAUUCUCUGUGCUCGUGGCAUACCUGUUCCAGUUUGAAAAUUAUGCAAUAUUAACCUCUCCAUUACUCAGCCUUGUAAUAGGCUCCAUGAUAGCUAAAAGUCUCCAGAUCAGUAUGAAAAAGGGCACAUUUAGGGCAAAGGUGAUGAAGAUCAUGUAUUUUUAUUUGGCAUUUACCAUAGCAGUGUCCCUGCACUUUUUGAUAAGGACAGUGGUUCCCCCGAACGAUAACAAGCACCUUCUGCGGUUCCUUGAAGUGAGAUUUGGGCUGAACAUGUCAAAAAACUUCACAGUGAAUUGGCUACUGUGCCAGGAAUCCCUCCAACCUCCAUCUCAGGACUACCUCUUAAGGCUAACCCAGUCUUCCCUUUUGCCCUUCUAUAUUCUGGUGUUGUUCAUCUGUAUGUGUUCUGUAACUCAGGCCAUCAUUAGGAGACUUCGUGGGGCUCCUGUAAGCACUGAUAACAGAGUGGAGGAGGGUCGGAUAGGGGAAAGGCCAGAAGUUAUCUACCAUGUGGUACAAACCAUUUUGCUGGGCUCUCUCGCCAUGGUAUUUGAAGGAAUGAAGUAUCUGUGGACCCCGUAUGUCUGCAUGCUGACUGCCUUUGGCUUGUGCUCACCUGAACUUUGGACAACACUUUUCAAGUGGAUUCGACUUAAAUCUGUGCAGCCUGUUAUGUUGGCUUUUGUUUUAAGUGCUGCAGUUCCUAUGGUUAUCGGUUUCAGCCUGUGGAGAGAGUUCUUACCCAGGAUACUUGCUGAGCUGGAGGAGCUGGAGGAGCACUAUGAGUCUGACACAGUUGAACUCAUGAACUGGAUAAGAACUCAGGCUCCUAUUAACGCAGUUUUUGCCGGAAGUCCAGCAAUUAUGGGUGUGAUCAGACUGUGUACAGGGUGGAUGGUGACUAGUCUGCCAGUUUAUAAUGAUGAAGAUCUUAUGAGAAGGAAUGAAAACCUCUACCAGAUAUAUAGCAUGCGCUCAGCGGAAGACAUCUAUAAGAUCCUCACCUCCUACAAAGCCAGCUACGUGGUGAUUGAAGAUUCCAUCUGCAAUGAAGUUGGUGUGAUGAAGGGCUGCAAAGUGAAAGAUCUUCUGGAUGUUGCCAAUGAUCAUGUGAUUAAUGAAGAUGGCGAUGUAUAUGCCUACUCCAAAUACGGCCGGUUUUGCCAUGAAAUUAAAAUGAACUAUUCUCCGUACGUCAAUUACUUCACAAGAGUAUUCUGGAACAGGUCCUAUUCUGUAUUCAAGAUUAACACUCUGAUAUCGUUCCAGUACUGACCCGGAGACUUUUAUUUCUGUUCAAAUGACCUCCCAGAGCAACAGCACUCAGAUAGCCUCACAUGUCGAUGACUUUGCUAGAAAAGGGUGUUGGUGUUCUCUAAGGGAAAACCUCCAUUGGUUCUGUCAAACAAACGAGUCAGGAUCAUUUUAUUCUGUGUGCAUUGCCCUUUCUGCUUACCAUGGGGCAGAGGAAAAGCAAUGGAUCAUUGAACCAAAAUGGCAGCCAAAUACACCUAAUUCAACUGCUGCUAAGCAAGAGACGGCAGUGCCUGAUUCCUGGAACGUGCAACUAAAUAAAUGACUGGUUUGUUACUUUUUAUUUUAUUUCCUUCUAUGGAUUUUAUAUCUUGGACCUUUAUUAUGCUGAUCUUUCCAGACCCGUAGGAUUUGCCAAUUUUUUUGCAGUGGAAAGAAGAUGUGAAAAAAUGACCUGAUGCAGAGCGCUGAUUCAGCUUGUUGGUCUCUGGGGAUUUGGGAGAUGGUGGAAGAACUGGAUAGGUACUGAUAUGGUAGUGCUGGGCAAUGCCAAACUAGCUUCUCAAGGGCACUUAAACAUACCACCCCUGCCCUUACCACCCCAGCAACUUAUGCAGGAAAACAAGUCUGUCGAUUAUAUUUUUAAAUAUAUUUUAGAAGUAUUUAUGUGGCAACCAACUUUAUAUAAUUUGUGUUUUUUUGUUUUGUUUUGUUUUUAAAGGAGAGAAUGUUAAUGGUUUUAACCUCUGUCGUGCGUUACAUCCAUUGCAAUUACUCAGCAAGAGGGGUAUAUAAAUCAUUUUUCAGGCGGAGGGUGGUUGUAUAUUUUGACACCAGACUUGCAGUCUUAUUGGCUGAUGGUUCAUUCAUUAACAUCCAUUGCAAUCAAAACCUACACCAUAGUUGCCAUCAGCCUACAAAUCUAGGGGAUUAUAUCCCACGUGCUACUCACUGUAUCCAAUCACAGCUUCAGAUGUUGCCAUGCCAAUUGUUUCUAACCCAUAUCUCCAUCAUUUUCUCAAUCAUUUUCACCACCACCUUGUGCUCAUUCUGUGUCAGACUCGUAGAAUAUACAGUUACACACAUGUAACGCUGUUGUUGUAACACAUGCUGGUACUGUAUGGUAUGGUACUGUAUAGCAACCUUUUUUAUCUUUACAGCACAGAAGCCAGAUUUGCUGCCUAUAGAAGUACCACCCAUGCUAUUUGGCUAAGGAUGCUGGGAAGUGCAGCACUUUAUAGCUGGACCCACAUAACGGAUUAAAACCUACUUGAUUACAAUAAUUCAGAUGAAAAUGAUAAGAUUUGAAUCUGAAGUCAGAUUAUUCUUGUCCAGGACCAGACUUAUGCUCUGUUUUAUCUUAUGGUGCCUUGUAUUUAGCCUUUGGUUGCUGUAGUGUGCGUAUGAAAUGCGUCUCCUCUUAUGAAUGGUGUUCUGUGGCUGGAUAGUCUGUUUCUUUUUCUACAUGCGCAGGAGAACCAACGUGAUCAGCUAACAGUGAUGUACUGUAGACAUGAUGAGGGUAUGUACAGUCUUCCAUGUGGUAUUAUUGUAUUGUGCAAAAAAUUCUGUCUAUUUUUGCAGUUAAAAGACACUUUUUCCCUUAUUUCCCUUAACAGACCUUGCGCCACCCAGUUUUUUUUAUAUGAUUGUAUGAUUAAUAAAUGUGAUUGCUGUUUGCUGCCUUA
Xenopus tropicalis (tropical clawed frog) is the source of this 4707-nucleotide messenger RNA. RefSeq names its product dpy-19-like 4 (gene dpy19l4). The transcript is spliced from 20 exons. The coding region runs from base 869 to 3040 and encodes 723 amino acids. Gene Ontology annotation, cellular component: membrane. NCBI's taxonomy places the organism in Eukaryota, Metazoa, Chordata, Amphibia, Anura, Pipidae. The record is from RefSeq and is a predicted model, not a curated record.